GUCACUACCCUGAAUUCCGCCCUUCAAUUCCUCGUCACCAUGUCUCAUUGCGAGCGGGCAUCAAAGCCUCUGCUCCAAUGUCUACGGUCGACAUAUAUACGACCUCUUCCAGGCUUCCAACUACAGCCUGCCCGCGCCUUUCAAUCGACCGCGUUCGUCCGCGAUGGAGCCCAGACCGAGGCGAAGAGUGAAUCGUUCUACAAAUCGCCUGACCCAGCUCUUGUUUCGAGUCCCCGGCUGGAGAGGAGAUUAAUGAGAAAAGGUAUUGCGCCUAUUGGAUCCCGUCGACGCCGUGCCGCCUUGCAAGAUUCUGCGAACAUCCCCUUUGAGCAGCUACCGUACCAAUGCUUCCAGGAAGCAAGGAAGGUCCUUCUUGCGGACCGGGAGGAAAAGCUCAAGGAUAUUGAGGCUACGAGGAAUAAAAUUGCAAGACUUCAAUCGCUUAGUGCGGCGGAAGCUGGGGGCGAACAGUCGAAAAAGUCACGUCUGGGGGCGUACGAGCAGCAUCUGGAGCACCUGAAGAUCCUUGCCGACAUCAAUGAUCCAUUAGUGAAGAAGAGAUUCGAAGAUGGACAAGGGGACAUGAGCAAGCCUAUCUACCGUUAUUUGGCCGAUCAGAAGUGGAGGGAAUACCGACGCAAGAUCCUUGUCCAGAGAAUUACACAAAUGAAUGUCAUCCCCGAUGUCCUUCCUCACUGUGAUCCUGUCGUGGAUGCAACACUUCACUUUGGUAGACGUACCGUGCAACCUGGGGAAUUCGUCACCUCGCUCACCAGCAUGAAUCCUCCCAAGCUUAACGUCCAGAUGUUUGAGCGCGGAGAGAAACUCGUGACCAUUGCAGUCGUUGACCCGGAUGUUCCCAAUGUCGAAAAGGACAGCUUCGACUACAAGAUGCACUAUCUAGCAGUCAACAUCCCCCUCUCCGCUACCUCUCCCAAGAUCGAUCUCUCAGCGCUUUCACCGGAGUCUCAGGUUGUCCUCCCUUGGCUCCCUCCUAUUGCGCAGAUGGGAAGCCCAUAUCACAGGCUUUCCAUCUUCAUUCUGGAACAGAAGGAUUCGAAACCGCUGGAUUACGCCGCUGUCAAGGCAAAGGAGACUGAUCGAGACAACAUGCUUCUGCGCACCCUGCAGGCCAGAUACCACCUCAAGCCCAUUGGGGCUCACCUGUUCAGAACCAAGUGGGAUGAGACGAUGGAGCAGGUCAUGAAGGAAAUCAACUUCGAAGGCGCGGACCUGGAACUUCGCCGGAAGAGAGUUCAGCCUCUUCCUUACAAGAGGAGAAAUCCUGCCACUAUGAGGUGAUUUCUCUCUGGCUUUUUUUAAUUUCGCCCGUUUCAAGCACAGAUCUUUUUGGAAUAAAUAUGUACUGUACAAGAGAAAUGUAUGAAUAUGC
Molecule: messenger RNA, 1393 nt
Organism: Monascus purpureus
Lineage: Eukaryota; Fungi; Ascomycota; Eurotiomycetes; Eurotiales; Aspergillaceae
Source: the annotation of a GenBank genome assembly